AUGGCUAGAACCUGGCAGGCCCUGCUGCUCCUGCUUGCCAUGCUGUUGGCCCUGGUGGCUCUCACCAAUCAAGCAGGGAAGAAAACCUUUAUUAGCAUCAGUGAAGUGAGCAAAGCAGAAUCCCACGUGAAGAACACAGUGCAGUUCAUGAUGGAUACCUUCAAUCAGGAGAACGAGGACCCGUACAACUUCCGCAUCAUCCGAAUCCUCAACAUCCAGAAGCAAGUUUCUGACCACAUGGAGUAUCACAUUAACGUUGAAAUGAGGCGGACCACAUGUCAAAAGUUACAGGUCAAUACAAACUGUGGAUUUCAGGAAGGAGAACUUUACAAGCAAAUCAAGUGCUACUUUUCCGUGUUUGUUAUACCUUGGUUUGAAAAGUUCAAAGUUCUGAAGAGAAACUGCACCAAUGACUAG
Chrysochloris asiatica (Cape golden mole) is the source of this 417-nucleotide messenger RNA. It is a transcript of the gene CST11, whose product is annotated as cystatin 11. The record is from RefSeq and is a predicted model, not a curated record. Gene Ontology annotation, biological process: defense response to Gram-negative bacterium. Lineage: Eukaryota; Metazoa; Chordata; Mammalia; Afrosoricida; Chrysochloridae. Gene Ontology annotation, molecular function: cysteine-type endopeptidase inhibitor activity. The transcript has 3 exons. The coding region runs from base 1 to 417 and encodes 138 amino acids. Gene Ontology annotation, cellular component: sperm head; cytoplasm; nucleus.